AUUCAUAUAAAAAAGAAAUGCUCAACAUUUCGUCGAAGCGGGGCUUUUCCACCUAUAAAUAGGUCCAUCGUCCUCUGCCGACUCGCGCACUCUCCCAUACAUCCGAGCCUAGCAGCAUGUCGUCGACCGCCGCGCCUUCGGGGUCGAAGCGAGAGCAAAUGGACAUGCAUCGGGAGUACAUGAAGCGGUAUCAGCAGCAGGCAUCGCACUUGACGUCUGACACGGUCAAGUACAAAGACUUCUACGAAACGUUGGGGCUGGCACGGUCGGCGACGCAUGCUGAGAUUCGGUCGGCGUAUCGUACCCUCGCGUUGCGUUUCCAUCCGGAUCGCAACCCGUCCAAGGAAGCCGAGGACCGAUGGGACGGCGUGCCGGCCGCGUACGCGGUGUUGAGCAACCCGAACGACCGAAGCGAGUACGACGCGUCCCUCGAUACUCGCGAUGCGCUCGUGCUGUUCUACUCGACGUACAACCCCGCCAAGCUCGACCAAAGCACGAUCCAAGCCGUGAUCGACGGCUGGCACGGCCGCGAAGUCGAGCUGUUCCGCAUGCUAGGUGACAAGUACGAGAUCGCGCCGCACCAGGGCACGAAGAGCGCCAAGGACAUGUGUGACUUGCUCUUGCCGGAAGACAAGGCCGCGUCGAUUGCGCGCGACCACCAGGCGAGCGCCGACGUCCAGGCGCCGUCCAGGUCGCUGUUCGAGUCCCUUCUGUACAUUACACAGGGCAUGUGUGGCUGCGCGGCCAAAACGUACUACGAAGUGAACUCUCGAAGCCCGGGGUUCAUCGACAUCCCGCGCAACUCCAACACCCCCGGGACGUCCACCGUGGACAAGGCUGUCGAUGGCAAGCGGAGCUCGUCGGACGCAGGAGAUGCGCCGUCGACGUUGACCGACAUCCCGCUGGACCCGCCCUUGGUGGCUGAGAACAACGGCGCCACGAACGGAUUUGCUACUGCAUGCUGAAGACGGUUACUAUGUGUAUUUAGAAAAAUGUAGGAAACAAAUGAACCAAGCGAAUGUAUAGAGGGAGAUGUACAUACAGUAUAUAUAUAUACCUAUUGUUCGAUGGUAGUAGUACUUCAUUUGAAGUACAGAAAUAUUGGACGGAAAACCCAAUACUAUGUGUAUCGUCAAACCAUCGAUAUAUAUAUUUAU
Aphanomyces astaci is the source of this 1157-nucleotide messenger RNA. RefSeq lists its product as hypothetical. Gene Ontology annotation, molecular function: Hsp70 protein binding. Gene Ontology annotation, biological process: cellular response to misfolded protein. Gene Ontology annotation, cellular component: endoplasmic reticulum membrane. The record is from RefSeq and is a predicted model, not a curated record. The coding region runs from base 117 to 965 and encodes 282 amino acids. Lineage: Eukaryota; Oomycota; Saprolegniomycetes; Saprolegniales; Verrucalvaceae. The transcript has 2 exons.